Molecule: messenger RNA, 3109 nt
Organism: Xenopus laevis (African clawed frog)
Lineage: Eukaryota; Metazoa; Chordata; Amphibia; Anura; Pipidae
Gene: cd99.L
Exons: 12
Coding region: 222-818 (198 amino acids)
Source: RefSeq, a predicted model, not a curated record
GCGGCUGUGCCUGUGCGAGUUGAUUGGCUCCACUCAUUUCUGGGCACAAUGUGGGCGGAGCGUCCUGAAGGGUGUGGAAAGUUAUUUUAAAGUCUGAGAGGUGGAAAUUAAUCUGGAGGCAGACGCUGUUGUUGCUUUCCACUUGUUGCGCGCAGUUGGGAUAAGGAGAGGCGCUUGUGUUGCACCUUUGGUUCCUGACAUUCCCCCCAUCUCCGAGUAGAAUGUUCCGCAGCCUGGGGCUCCUGCUGUGCCUGGCCUCUCUCACUCUGCACAUUAGAGGUCAAGAUGACUUUGAUCUAAAACAAGUUUUCGAUGAUGAUGUUGUCGAUGUAACUAAAAAAACACCUGCUGCUCCCACCAAGCCUGUGGAUGGACCCCCAAAAGCAACUCCAAAACCAAACCCAGGUGGUGCUGGGAUUGAGGAUUUUAAUCUUGACGAUGCAUUUGACAAUGGCGAUAAAGGCCCUGAAACUCCUAAGCCUCAGCCUGGUGGUGGUGGAGGAGCAGGUGGUGGAGGACAUAUCAGCGACAACGAUCUUGUUGAUGGCCAACCUUUACCCGAUGAACCCAAAGACCGUGACUAUCAUCCAUCUGCUGACACAGAAGAAAAGCCAGUAGAAGAACCAAAAACCAGCAUGAUUGCUGGAAUACUGGGCGCAGUAGGUGCAGCUGCUUUGGGGGCAGUAUCAAGCUUUAUAGCUUACCAGAAGAAGAAACUGUGCUUCAAAGAAUCAAGCGGUGACCCAGAAAAUGUAAACAUGGAAAGCUAUAAAGGGGAUCAAGCAGAGCCACAAGUUCAACCCUUCCUCGCCAAAUAAUCGUGGAAAUGAAGACAUCCAAUGAAUACCACAACACUUAACACACUAGUGGCGAAUUAUGGAGAAGCAACAUCAGUCAUCUACAUUUUCUAAAACUGCCUAAAAUCUCUAGUAGAAGGAAAAAUGUUUGGGAGACCGAUAAACGUGCUCUGUUACAUACAAUUUGGGUAUUGAAAACUAAAUAAUGCAUUGUUUUAGGUGUAUAUACUUUAGUUUUGCUUUGAGACUUUUUUUUUUUUUUCUUCUUGAACAGAUGCACACAUUAUCCUCGCUUUAUAUUUAGUGCCAUCCAUGGUCGGCACAACUACAUGUUAUCAUUCAUGAUGUAAUAAGAUAAAAGUAGAAGGUCGUGUUCCACUGACUAGGUAUCAUGGGGGAAUAUCCUUGAGUGGCUUUAAGCUUUAUUCCAUUUUCUGUUUUAAAUUAAUCGGUUAUUUUUUAAUUAAAAAAAGGUAAAAAAAUUACUAUUUGGAGACGUUUGUAUAAUAUCCACUGGUAUGACUUGAAUGUAAAUACCACGAUGCCUUAAUCAUUGAUGUGUAGGUCAGCAUAUCUCACACCUAUCAAUUCCUAAACUGUUUCCUUCAUACGGAUGGCAUGUUUUUAAGCUUCAUUAUCUAUAUGUUCCCUCAAAAUAACAAGCGCCUUAAUAAAGUUUCCUGAAUUGGUUUUAACACCUGGCUUAUAUCACAGGGUGCAUUUUUAUAGAUGCUUCUUGAAGUUAUGGUUAAAACACACUCUCUGCUUUUGUUGGGUUGCUUCUCUUUGACAUCAGCUGGAAACACUGAGGCUCAUUACAUACAAUGGGCAAAUCUGCACAUGACCAAACAUUGCCAUGUGUUACUAACCAGGAGCAAAUUUGCCCAGUGUUUAUAAAUGACCCCCUGUGGGUUGCAGUCAUAUACCCUUGUGACAUUGCCCAUGAAGUUAAGGGUUUGCUGCAAGUGUUUGAAGAGGUUAGGGCAAUGGCACAUGGGACGUUUUGUCUCCAUGGUAAGUCUGCACUAUCGCAUGCAACAACAUUUCCAUAGUUUCCUUCCCACAGGCAGUAAUGUGAAUUGAUGGUGGGAGAACACACGUGUCAUGAAGUAGGCCAAAGUUUCCUUGUAUAUGUUGUAUGUUUUGUAGUAGUGAUAAGGAACCAAUCUUAUAACCAAACUACUCCAUGUGAAGGAUGUUCCCAAACAAGUGCCACAAAAUGUUUCAUUUUGUGGCUACUGAAAAUAGAUUUAAAGAAGGACUUUUGUUGUCUUUGAUCAUCUUGUUUUACUUCAUUUACAGGUAAAAAUCUACUGGAUUGUGUGGGGACAUACUUAGGACAUGUGGGCUACAUCGCCCUACACAAUUCACUUUUGUGGUUUUCUACUAAUUCUGGCCAUAAGCUGGAUUCCAUGUGCCAGUAAUUAUAAAAUGUUAAUUUUUUUUUUUUAUAUAGAUUUAUUUGACUAAACAGGACACAUUCUGAAAGUCACAAUCUAGUUUCUGUUCGUCAGAACAUAGUUACAGCAAAUCAACCGUUCAUUGAGAAGCCUCUGAAUAAACAACCCCACUUUUUCCACCUACAGCCUGUUAUCCAUUUAGAUAAGGAGCAUGUUAUCAUACAGGGGGCUUCUCAGUGGACAGUUGAUUGGUUUUGUUUGUCCUCAGAAAUUUAGUUUUUUUUAGAGCAAAAAUAGAAGUUUCCAGUGUUAGCUCAGGUACAUUUGUACUGGGUUGAAAGGCACUGGAUGUUUGUUCUUGGAACUAUACGUAGAAUUGUGCAAGUGGGCAGGAGAAAAUAACAAUCUGACUUAAAAGUGGUUUGGAACAUUCUGCUAUUUAAAGUUCUGUUCUGCUCCAUAAUUAAACAAUAUCACCGAUGAUAUCCAGAUCAAAGGUUCAGGUGACUGCCAUGGCUGUGUAUAGUAAUUGGGGCUGCUCCCAUAGGAAACUUAACUUCUACUCAUUUUUUAAAACUGUCACACAUACAAAACUCCUUAGUAUAGACCCAAACCUCACUACUGGAAAUGCAGUUCCCAGUGUCAAAGUUCCAACAAUCACUAAUUUUAAUUGUAAAUGUUGCCCAAGUGUAUCAUAAGAAGUAUGGGUAUAGUAUGUGUUAUGGGAGUGUUCUUGGUUUGUAGUGAUUUCAUGGACAUUUUAUAAAAGGACAACAUUUGUGCAUAGUUAUAGCGUUUUUAAUUGGAUUACAUGUGUAUCACAAUCAUGUGAACUUGGGUCAAUAUAUUUAGCUGGAGUAAACGUUGUUAGCUGUUUUGCUGUGGCCAAUAAACUUUUGGCUUUUGUCUGUA